Carassius carassius (crucian carp) is the source of this 1132-nucleotide messenger RNA. Its product is annotated as dehydrogenase/reductase SDR family member 1-like. Bases 140 to 1063 code for a protein of 307 amino acids. The record is from RefSeq and is a predicted model, not a curated record. The transcript is spliced from 9 exons. Lineage: Eukaryota; Metazoa; Chordata; Actinopteri; Cypriniformes; Cyprinidae.
GGGAAGAAGAGCCAUAAACAUGCCUGUCUUAUCUGCACGUUGUAGAUGUGCCAGAUUAUUUCAACACACUUUUCAAGUAUAGGCAAGAGUUCCUUAGACAAUUACCAUUCAUCGGAGGGUUAUCCGCGGCGUUAAACAGAUGGCACUAUCAGGAUGGAUCUGUGUGGUGACUGGUGCUUCCAGAGGAAUUGGAAGAGGUAUUGCCCUUCAGUUAUCUGAGGCAGGCGCUACAGUGUACAUCACUGGUCGACAGGAGAAAACUCUGAAGCAGACAGCAGCUGAGGUGACAGAGAGAGGUGGCCGAUGUCUUCCAGUGGUCUGUGACUCAUCUAAAGAGGAUGAAAUCAAGGAGCUGUUCGAACGUGUUCAACGUGAGCAAAAUGGCAGACUUGACUUAUUGGUGAAUAAUGCCUAUGCAGGUGUACAGGCUAUAUUUGACAACAUGAACAAGAAAUUCUGGGAGGUGGAUCCAGAAGUUUGGGACACCAUCAACAACACUGGACUCAGGGGUCACUAUUUCUGCUCAGUGUAUGCUGCACGGAUGAUGGUGGCGCAGGGCAAAGGCUUGAUUGUCUUCAUAUCAUCCAUGGGUGGUCUGCGCUAUCUCUUCAAUGUGUCCUAUGGGGUCGGCAAAGCUGCAUGUGACAGAAUGGCAGCAGACAUGGCAAUAGAGCUGAAGAAGAAAGGUGUGGUUUCUGUAAGCCUCUGGCCAGGGGCCGUUCAGACGGAGUUAAUUAAUCAGUAUAUAUCUCAUGAUGAGGCUUCUACAGGAUUUGAUCCAAAAUUCAAGAAAAUAUUUAAUAAGGGUGAGACGACAGAGUUUAGUGGACGAUGCAUAGUUGAGCUGGCCAAAGAUAAAAGUCUAAUGUCAAUGACUGGGCAAGUGUUGAUGACCUGUGACCUCGCUCGCCGCUAUGGACUCAAGGAUGUUGAUGGUCGCAGUGUCGUGGACUACACCUCUUUGAAGUUUGUCAUUUCCCAGGUGCCCUAUGUGUCCUGGCUGUCUGUAUUCACUCCUUCAUUCAUCAGAGUGCCUCGUUCCUUGCUGAGCCUUGGCAAUUGAGAAAUCUAAUAUAUUUCAGUGAAGAGACAUUGUAUAUUUUUUAAUCUUUUCAUUAAAAGAAAAUUUGUU